AAAUUAAUUAUCUGUUGCAUCAAUCCCAUGAGCAUCGGACUAAAGAGGUUAUCGAAUUCAUUGGUAAAAAUGGCGGAACAAAUCAAUUCAUCAGCCGCCGAUAACACAGCUGCCGGAGCAAAACGGUGGUCAUUUUGGCCCUCUUCUCUUCGUUGGAUACCUACAUCUACUGACCACAUCAUCGCUGCUGAAAAACGUCUUCUUUCUCUUGUUAGGACUCCUUAUACACAAGAGCAGGUCAACAUUGGGUCUGGUCCACCAGGUUCAAAAGUUAGAUGGUUUCGAUCGGUGAGCAAUGAACCAAGAUUUAUCAAUACUGUUACUUUCGACAGCAAAGAGGGUUCUCCUACUCUUGUUAUGGUCCAUGGAUACGGUGCCUCUCAAGGUUUCUUCUUUCGGAAUUUUGCUGCCCUUGCAAAGCAUUUCAAAGUAAUUGCUAUUGAUCAGCUUGGCUGGGGUGGAUCAAGCAGGCCUGACUUCACAUGCAAAAGUACCGAAGAGACUGAAAAUUGGUUUAUUGAUUCCUUUGAGGAGUGGCGCAAAGCCAAAAAUCUUAGCAACUUUAUUUUGCUUGGGCACUCUUUUGGAGGGUAUGUCGCUGCCAAAUAUGCUCUCAAGCAUCCUGAGCAUGUUCAGCAGUUGAUUCUGGUAGGACCAGCCGGAUUUACAUCACAAACUGAACAUAUGUCUGAACGGAUGACCCAGUUCAGAGCAACUUGGAAGGGAGCUGUCUUGAAUCAUCUGUGGGAGUCUAAUUUUACCCCGAUGAAAGUUAUCAGAGGCUUAGGCCCAUGGGGUCCAGACCUUGUUCGAAAAUACACAAAUGCUAGAUUUACUGCAUAUUCUAAUGGAGAUGAUUUGACUGAGGAGUCGUCCAGACUACUCUCAGAUUAUGUAUAUCACACUUUGGCUGCAAAACCAAGUGGAGAGCUAUGCUUAAAAUAUAUAUUUUCCUUUGGAGCAUUUGCCAAGAGUCCUCUUUUAUACAGAGCACCAGAUUGGAAGGUGCCAACAGCUUUCAUAUAUGGACAUGAAGAUUGGAUGAAUUACCAAGGAGCGCAACAGGCAAGGAAGAAUAUGAAGGUUCCAUGUGAAAUCAUUAGGGUCCCUCAGGCUGGUCACUUUGUAUUUAUGGAGAACACAUCGGCAUUCCAUUCUGCUGUACUCUAUGCUUGUCGUAGAUUUAUAUCACCAGAGAACACCAAUGACUCGCUUCCUGAAGGCUUGGUAUCUGUCUAAAGGAGACACAUUGCCGUGGUGCUUUCAUUAUGUGUGGUAUAGGUAGAGAUAAUGUACAAUAGAUAGCAUUGGUUUAUGUUCUGUCAAAUGAGUUUACUGGUCUGAGUGAUGUAUCCUUAAAAUUUCUCAGAACAUAAAGUCAAUAUUGAGGAAGCCAUGAAUGGGCAGCAUUCUUUUCUGCCGCUCCUUGCUUGUAGGAAGUCGAUGUACAGAUAGCUGAAUGAUUUAUGUUCUUGAAACUACAUUUCUGUUCUUAUAUGAAAUAGUGAAAUAUUAUAUGUCAAUAGUUGCUAAAUGAACAAGAUAGUAUAUAAAUAAAAUUUGAAUCAACUAGCAUGUCAAUUCCAGUUA
This is a messenger RNA of Solanum verrucosum, 1590 nucleotides long. Its product is annotated as probable 1-acylglycerol-3-phosphate O-acyltransferase. NCBI's taxonomy places the organism in Eukaryota, Viridiplantae, Streptophyta, Magnoliopsida, Solanales, Solanaceae. Bases 28 to 1239 code for a protein of 403 amino acids. Gene Ontology annotation, molecular function: A2-type glycerophospholipase activity. The record is from RefSeq and is a predicted model, not a curated record. The transcript has 9 exons.